UCUCGCACAUAAGAGAAGGAUGUUUAUCAGUUCCCGUGGACGUCGCUGCUAUCGUCCUUACUGCCUCGUACUGUUUUGGCGGCAAGAACGGCGUGGAACAACGUGAAGACAAGUACGAUACACGCAAGAUGGAAAGGAGGGAAUCUUUGCGGAAUCUGUUCCAAGAUUUGGGCUGUAAAGUCGAAAGUGAUGCCGUUCUCGAUAAAUGUUUUGAAUUCUGCGAGUCUUACGAUGUGGACGUGGAGAAGCUCACGGAAUUGUGGCUGACUUUUUGCGUCAACAACAACACCGACAUCGAUCCCACCGUUGACAAUCUGAUCAAGAUGGAACGCGCGAUAUUGAUUAAGGAUCGUAAGGUGCGUGACCCGACCACGAAGAGCAGCGUGAAACAGGAACAAAAUACAACGGAGAAACGCUUUAUCACAAACGAAGCAAGUGAAACCGACGACGUACUCAGCAUGUAUGGCUGCGCCGAAGAUGGACUGUCCAAGCGCGCGCGGAUAAGUCCCGAGGUAGAAAUCAGUGCGGAUGCGCGGACCGAUAAAGCGAGAGCGGAAUGCUCGUUUUCACCAGGCUUCUACACCGAGAACUCAAGCGUGCCAAGUCAGCGUAGUAUAACGGACAAGGAGAAGAUCUUGCUUUCCGUCGGCGAAGCUAUCGCGUCUUGGAAGAGGACAGGCGAUUAUGAUGUCGAAGUCACGAAGUCCAACGAGUCGCAUGUCCUCAGCGACGCGAGGUACAUGUACGAGGUCCUGUCGAGGCAGGGACAUCUGCUCACGUUUGUGUGCCAGAGUUUGGGCGGCAGGCUGUUCAAGACGUGGUCGACGGCGACCGGUAACGCCGGCGAGCUGCGCUACGUGAAGAAUGUGCGAAGCGUGAGUCAGACGAAUUUCCGGACAUUCGGUCGCAUCAGCGCGAAGAAGGAGUCCGCGAACACGGUGACGCUGGAGGGUAGCACGAGGCGGCGGGGCGUCUCGGCCGCCGACACGAUCGAGCUGGACUUUCGCAAUCUGAAACAGUACUCGGUGUUCUCCGGUCAGAUCGUGGCGGUCGAGGCCAUCAAUCCGGUGGGCGACGCGUUGUACGUGAAGCAGAUAUUCGCCAAGUCGUACGCGCCGCCCGCGUUAACGCCGAUGAUCGAGUCGAGAGUCAACGUCUUCGUCGCGGCGGGCCCGUUCAACCCGUCCAACAGCACACUCUACGAACCGUUGUGGGACUUGAUGGAGAGAGCCGCGUCGGACGAGCCGCAGCUCUUGAUACUGGUUGGACCUUUUCUUGAGUACACGCAUCCCCAGAUACAGGACAGUCUCAUUAGCCACACGCAUCAGGAACUGUUCGAGAGGAUUCUCACGAAAAUAAUGGACUUGGCACGGAAGAACACGCAGGUUGUGGUGGUAGCUUCCAAUCGCGACGCGCAUCACGAACCUAUAUUUCCAACCCCUCAUUACGCAGUGUUUAAUCGGAAUUUGUUACAAAAUUAUUCGAACCUAAAGCUGAUGCCAGAUCCUUGUAUAUUGGAUGUCGCGGGUUUGAAGAUCGGGAUCACAUCGGUCGACGUUAUUAAACACAUCGGGAAAGAAGAAAUAUCCAAUGUGUCAGGUGAUAGACUCGGUCGUCUGGCUGAUCAUGUGCUCGCUCAAACGUGCUUCUAUCCCGUGUAUCCUCCGUCAGAGGACCUGAACGUGGACACGGAGUUGUGGGAGAAGCACGCGUUCUUCGACCAGCAACCGCACUUGAUGAUUUUACCGUCCGACAUGCGAUGUUACUGCAAAGUGAUCAACGAGUGCAUGAUCGUGAAUCCGGAACGCAUGCACAAGCGCGUUUAUGCCAGGUUGAGUGUGAAACCGACCGUUGGCGGUAAAUGGAGUUCCAAUAAUAUCUCAUGCGAGAUCGUCAAAGUCUGAUAGCCUUUUAAAGUACGCUUGAAAACGGCACCUCAAACUAGUUCAAGGGGUUCGAUGCAAUAGUGGUCUCGCACACUUUUUUUUUAAGAAACGAAGAGAGGAUUCUUUUAAAAUUAAAAAAAAAUUAAGAUUCUUAAUUUUUGUAUUAAGUUUUAUAUUAAAAGUGUGUAGGUAUUAAAUCAUUAUUGUAUCGAAUUUUUACAUUACUGACUAGAACGGAUGACGUUUCUAGUCCGGAUAAUUUACAAGAUAUUUAUGUACUUUAAUCGCCAAAUAGUAGAAUAUGUUUUAUACGGAUUA
Wasmannia auropunctata (little fire ant) is the source of this 2204-nucleotide messenger RNA. RefSeq names its product DNA polymerase alpha subunit B (gene DNApol-alpha73). Gene Ontology annotation, biological process: DNA replication initiation; DNA replication. The transcript is spliced from 8 exons. Lineage: Eukaryota; Metazoa; Arthropoda; Insecta; Hymenoptera; Formicidae. Gene Ontology annotation, molecular function: DNA binding. The record is from RefSeq and is a predicted model, not a curated record. The coding region runs from base 129 to 1904 and encodes 591 amino acids. Gene Ontology annotation, cellular component: alpha DNA polymerase:primase complex.